This is a messenger RNA of Salmo salar (Atlantic salmon), 2799 nucleotides long. It is a transcript of the gene rxylt1, whose product is annotated as ribitol xylosyltransferase 1. Lineage: Eukaryota; Metazoa; Chordata; Actinopteri; Salmoniformes; Salmonidae. Gene Ontology annotation, molecular function: ribitol beta-1,4-xylosyltransferase activity. The record is from RefSeq and is a predicted model, not a curated record. Gene Ontology annotation, biological process: protein O-linked glycosylation via mannose. Gene Ontology annotation, cellular component: Golgi apparatus.
UCUGGGACAAUGAAAGCUCUCCUUUAAGGACUUAAUGGGAGUCAAUUGGGUGCUAGCUCAAAAUAAUAUAUUCGCAUACGUCUCGUCAACAAGAAGUACAACAUAACAAAUAUUUUCGGAGAUGUGAGAUAAUUAAUUUAUCUGUAAUAUCAUAUAGCUUUGGAAUCUUGACAUUAAGUACUUUCGAGGAAAAUAGGCAGGUUUCUCGACUCGGUUUAGCAACCGCGUGACGCUGUACGACAAUGUGAACGCGAUUGGUCGACAGUCUGCUGGGUGAGACGUUAUACAUUCACCCAUUUAUUGCCCAGUGGGAUUCAUAUCUCUCCUUUCUCUAAUAAAUCUGCCUUAACCGCAAGAGUUUUUAAACUCAGAGGGGCAACAUUGCGAGACUUCUGGGAAAGCUUGUGAAGCAGACCAGGCCGGGGUUUGAGUAGUCAAUGACAGAAGUUUUAUAUAUUUUUAUUUAUCGAAAUCUAAAGGCACAACCUUGAUUCGAGCCAAUGUCUUAAGUAGUUGUACAUGUUAUUAGUCCAACCUGUUGAAAGUGAUAAACUGCACCUUUUCAUUUUCGUCAAACACUAUUUUAUAUUGGAUUGCCUUUGAUUUGAUGGCUUGCACAUGCGCAGUUUGGCGCGUGUCGACCGUUAGACCCGAUUGCGUGUUUCUGCGCAUGAGUUUAGCUAGCCAACGUCGCCAUGACAUCGCCUACGAGCGUGAUCGUGGAUUUAUAAAGGAUAAGCAGUUUCUGUCUUUGCCUUAACUGGCAGCUCGCUCCACAUUAGGUGGUGGUGUUGUGGCUCCUUACAUUGGGGAUGAUGUGUGGAACCCUUGGGAGGAUGAGCAGGCUAAUGCGCUUUCUGCUCUGCACAAACAGAGGGAUGCUUUCAGACAAUACCAGGAGCGCAUUGACAAGAACAGGCCCAAGAGAUACAAAGUUCAAAUCUGGGGGAAAGCGGCCAUAGGACUUUACCUUUGGGAACAUAUUUUAGAAGGUCCCCUCAACCCCACCGACAUACAAGCACAGUGGAGAGAGGGGGAGAUACAGGUGGGAAAGAUAGAUUUCAGUUUCUACACAGGUCCAGCGGUGAUCCAAGGCCACGUUCCUCUGGACACAGACAGUGUGGUUCUGGUGCUGAACGGCCGGGAGCAGCAGAAGAUCUCCUACGCCACCCGGUGGCUGCAGCAUGUCCAGACCUUGAUGCAGUUCCACGCUGUGAAUCGUGUGGCUGUGGUUCUGCUGGGCAGCGAGCGCUGCACCAACGACUGGAUCAGCCCCUACCUGAGGAGGCACGGGGGCUUUGUGGACCUGCUCUUCCUGGUCUAUGACAGCCCCUGGGUUAACGACAAGGAUGUCUUCCAGUGGCCCCUCGGAGUAGCCACAUACAGGCAGUUUCCUGUGGUCAUGCCAAACUCCCAUAUGGUGAGCUCCGCAAGGCCCUUCCUCUGUAACUUCCUGGGAACUGUCUACAAGAACUCCUCGAGGGAAACACUCAUGGGGAUCUUGAAACAAACAGGACUGGACAAAGAGUGCAUCACUACUGGCAGAGAGAAGUGGCUUCCUCAGGAGACAGUGGAGAGUCUGAGACAGUACCAGACAGCCCUGGCCCAAAGCGAGCUCACCCUCUGCCCUGUGGGAAUCAACACGGAGUGCUACCGCAUCUACGAGGCCUGUGCCUACGGCUCCGUACCCGUGGUGGAAGACAUGCUGACCCCCGGUGGGUGCUCUGCUGCACGCAGCUCCCCACUGCGUCUCCUCAAAGCUGCAGGAGCCCCCUUCAUCUUUCUCAAAGACUGGAAGGAGCUUCCAGGCCUCCUGGAAAAGGAGAAGAUGAUGAGCCACGAGGAAAGGACUGAGAGGAGGAGGAGACUGCUGGAGUGGUAUAGCAGUUUCCGCCAGCAGAUGAAGGACAGGUUCACCGAGGUCUUAGAGGAGACCUUCUUCAAAAACAGCUAAGUCUUUUUAAAGCUCAGAGUUAAACACAAAAUGGCACAAUUACGAGGUACAAUGUGGAUCUCGUUGGCAGUGUGUUUAAGGGAGAAAAGCCACCUUUUGGGGGGAUUUUGUGGGCUUAUGGCUCCAUUUUGUAAAGUUUCCACUGGUAGCUGACAACUGUCUCUCAAGAUAAUGUUCAAACAAAACAUUUAUUUCAGGCUAUGGGUGAAUUAUAUUAGAAUGAGGUGGCUUUUAAUCUUGUUGUUCUCCAUAAUUUAUUUUACAUAGUUCAAGAUUUACAUGUAUUUAUGUUGUAACUUAAAAGAUUAUGGAUUUCAGUUACUCUUGAACUACUUGCUGAAUGCACACUCCAAAGCAACAUUGUAUUCGACCUUUCAGUAAGGCCCAGUUAUUGUAUUUUUACCCGAGGAGGGUGGCGCUAUAGGAGGACAGUCUCGUUGUAAUGGCUGGAAUGGAAUGAAUGGAACUUUAUCAAACACAGUAAACAUAUGGAAACCACAUGUUUGACGUUCCAUUUAUUCCAUUACAAUAAGCCCGUCCUCCUUUCGCUCCUCCCACCAGCCUCCUCUGAUAUUUUUCCCAUCUAGAUAUUUGUCAGGAGGAUAUCUCCUUUUCCUUUACAUUUAUUAUAGACCUGUCCUUGAACUAAGUAGGGCUUGUUGUUGUGGCAGGAGUAGGUCUAUCUCUAGUGCAAUUGCAGUAAACCAUAUCCUGUGGUAAACCAUAACCUCAUGUUUUCAUGCUGUUAAUGCAUUAGAGCUUGAAAAAUGAUUAACACUGUUCUUGUUUUCUGUGAAAUUCUGUAAACGGUUUGUUUUGCUAUUAAAAUGUGUAAUAUUUGUUAA